Molecule: messenger RNA, 5085 nt
Organism: Rhipicephalus microplus (southern cattle tick)
Lineage: Eukaryota; Metazoa; Arthropoda; Arachnida; Ixodida; Ixodidae
Biological process (GO): regulation of mitotic spindle assembly
Cellular component (GO): centriole; cytoskeleton; ciliary transition zone
Molecular function (GO): microtubule binding
Source: RefSeq, a predicted model, not a curated record
CUCGAAAAGGAAAAACCGGAGCAAUCAAUGCACGCCGCGGCGCCGUCGUGCAAAGCGGCGCGGCCGCUCGGUGCCCCGUCGUGGUUAGCCUAGCGUGCAGGGAAAACAACGCCCUUUCCCGAUAAAUUCAUCCGUCUCGCGCCGUGGGUACGGCGAACACGGCUAGACAGACGCAGCGCUGAGGUGAGUGGGGGCAAAGUCCGGCCGCUUACGUUAACUACAUGUCGUCGUCUGCAAGAGCGUGCCAUCCGCAACGCGAGGUCAACGAAGACGCGGUCAUCGUGACGCCAGGUGCGAAGUUGUCGCCUGCGAACGAAACGACACAUCUCCCAAUAGUGCUUUCCCGCGCUGCGGAGCGCGGCGUGGUCUACAUGUGAAAAAAAAAGAAUCGGGAAGCGACCAUCGUGUCGACGUUGUGUGCAUAGUUGGUGUACCGGUUGCCCGGCGACGAAACAUGGUGCUGCGAAAGUCCGAGUACCGCAACAACUUCAGGUGGUUCUCGGCCGACAAGCGCAACGCCCUGUGGCUCGAGAACGCGCUGUACCGCGCAGAGAGGCGCCAGCGCGAGUACGUCCACGAACCGCUGGGCGACGAACAGGACAGCGGCUACGAGCUGGGAGACUCCGAGUCCGAAGAAUGCGGCUUACCGCCCACCAAGCUCAGGCAGCGUCGGUUGCAGCUCAUCGCGGAGGCUUCUUCCGCGGCCAAGAAGCGCGCCGAGGAGGAUGCCCUUCUCGCCCGUCAGCGAAAAUCCACGCCGCCGCGUCGCAGGCCGGCAGAAGAAGUCGACGCAGCUUUAAUCCUCGCAUCGCCCGACAGGCACAUGGCCACACAGACUGCGUGGCCUGCCAAGAAAGACGUCGCAGUGCAGACGGUGCUGGCCGACAUCGUGAAGAUGCCCCGUAUCGCCCAGGACCACAAAAGACGAACCCGUAGCAGAUACCGCGGCUCUCCCAGGAAGGAGCUGGAACCGUGCCAACGCUGCUUCGCUCUGUGGGGUGCUCCCUUCGAGAACUAUGGCUGGGCUGACGAGGUCGAAACGAUAGGGACCAAGCAGACGUUCAAUGUGGCUGCCUCACCAAUGAGAUAUAUCCCUCGGCUCUCGCUGCCGCGAGAACACGGCAACAGUCGCCGACCCCACCACCGCCGAUGCAGCGCAAGACCCAUCGUCUGGGGCGUCCGCACUCGGCGCCACCCAAGGACCGGCGCAUCUGGAUCUCAGAGUACAGGGAACAGUACCGAUGAGGCCGCUUUCUUCGGCGGCCUUACCACAGUCAAGGGAUGGCACUCGUCCAUGCCUGCCGUUUUGCCGAGCCAAAGAUGUGUAACGACUGCCAUAUAGCUCUGCGGGUUGCACAAGUCAGGAAGCCAAGCCGGUCUUUUUAGCCGGAUCUGUCACGUUCUUCACACCAACUGUUAGUCCAGUAGAGUGCCUUGUCAAGGCAGCUCAAUGACCAACUAUGCAGAUAACUUACACACAUGUCAAAGCAUGCCUAGUCUCUCAAUCUUUCACUUGUAACAAAUUUCACAUGGCAUCAUGAAACUCUGCCAAUAGAGGCCAUCCAGUAAGCAAUCAGGUCGGAUGCUCAGCUAGAACGAAGGUGUCGAAGCCAAGCUGCCAAAACAAAUCAAAGUGCAGAUCUUCAUCACAAUAGGGUUCCUGUACAACAUAACGCGCUAACAGGAGGCUCUAGAACUGGCCUCGUGUCUGUGAUCAUGUCAUCAAGUGGCGAAUGAGUUAACAUAGCGACCUCACAGUGCAAGGGUUACAAAGAGUGGUGGAUCCACAGGGGGGAGGGGGCAGUAGGAGCAAUUGCUCCCCCCCCUCCAAUCCUGUGUCAGUACCCCUCUUUCACUUCAGUCCUCGUAGUCCACCUCCUAUCAGCAAUGAGGACAAAUGAGUGAAACCACUGUGAGAACACCUCAAAUGUAAAAGCAAAAAAGUCCUGACCAUGGCUCCCUCUCCAGUGUUACCUUAUGCGAACCCCCCAUAACGAGUGGCUGGAUCCGCCCCUGGUUACAGAGUACCACUGCUGAAGAAAAUCAUCACCAUGCUGAACUAACUGCAGCCUAGACUCCAUCGUUAAAAUCUUAUGAUAGGGCAUGCUGUAUUGCAGCUAAUUAGUCAUGAAUGGGAAUUCUGAACCUGCUAUGUAGAGCAAAGCUUCUAAGCUCGCACCAUAGGCUACACAUGACCACACUUUGGUCAAUGUAGAGUGGGUGCAAACAUGAAAGAAAACUUGCCAGGUGGAACCCUACAGUUCUAUGUUAUCGAGCGUGAAAGUCAUUGAACCUUCUAGCAAGCAUUUAACCUUCUAGCAAACUGCACAACAGUCUCUAUGUUUGCAUUAGAAGUUGAUCUCUUUGUCAAUCACUUCAGUAUGCUGAAAGACACAGCACAGCACAAGCGUGCAGCAUUAGAAAGUUGUAUUAAUACAUAUGUCGCGUCUAUAAGAAUGCCAUGGUUCGCAUUGUGCACAUCAGCAGAAGCUCUAUGCUCAAGCUCUAUGGGAAACAUGUUUUUCAUAUAUAGGCUGCAUAUGCGUUACAGAUAUGGCCCCUGAACCUUCGCAAAGUAGUGACGUAUGUGGUUAUAUGCGCACCUCCUCUUUUUUUCCCCUCCUCCGACAUCUCCGAGGCCGGUUGCACGUCAGUAUUGGCCAGACGCUGUCACAUAGGACCGCUUGCAGUGUUAGUUUGCUUACAGUCACUCGCGACUACCAUCUUUCCUCUCCAGUCACGGACUCCCUGGGGUACAGCGCAUCUGUUUUGACGGAUGUGAACUUGUCCUUCUGUGCAUGUUGUGCUGUGAAAUACUUUUCCCCCUAGAAUAACGUCGCUGUGGGUGGCUGUUGCGCCUUCUGAUGCCAGAGCAAGUCUAGUGAUGGCCGAAGGCUGUUCAUGAUACUACCUGUUGAGCACAACGAGUUGCGACAAAAGACAUGGUAGCAUAGAAGGGAAAGUGAGAACUUCAGGUCAACAUUUUCGAAUCCACUUUGCGAAGUAUAGUUGCGAGUUUUUCACUUCGAGUAUGCUUUGAUGCUUCUUCUCAGCGCCCACGCCACAGACAAGAUGCAGUUUAUUGUGCAGUACGUUGCCACUUCUCAAUCAGAUUUCAUUAACACUCCUGCCAGGGCUGUUUUUUUGGUCAACAGUGACAUGCUGGCGUGUUUUGCUUGUUGAUAUGCGUCCACUGGUAUGAGUUCACGACACUGGUUUGUGCGCUUAUUAGCAUUUCACUGGAGAGAGAAUCGAAAAUGUUAUUGCAAAAGUCAAGAGAUUCCGUGCUGCUGUUCUGAAUAAACAUUACUGGAGUGCGAGAACUUAGGUUAAGAUUGGUACUCUCCAUUGGUUUUUGUUGCGUGCUUGUAUAUUUAGAGCAAACUGCUUUCUGCAGCUCUUUUCUAUCGACCAAUCAGCCGGAGGACUCGCGAUGCGAGGGAAGCUAUGCAAAGUGCGCAUGCCUUAGAGUCGCAUGAGUUCGUGCGUCCUUUAGGAACCUGACACAUACGUGCCAUUUCGCGUGAUGGUUUAUUUACCAUUUCGUGUGAAGGUUUAUAUCCACGACUGGAGCUUUCAUUAAGUAAUUCGCGUAUGGUAGUACGCUAGUUCAUUCAUAUUCUAGCUCAUUCUUUCUGUGAUAUAGUUCGUAUAUCAGUUACGUCCUAAGGCGCACUUGUGAAACAUGAUUUGCGCAACUAACGACUUCACGAAACAACCACAGCUUUUCAAAUGUAUUGGUUAUGAAUGAUGCACGCCUUCUGACGCAUUAUUAAGGUGAAAGCCUUAGACGCCUUACCAAACGCCAAAGUUGACCGUCGGCGACAUCGUUGUCCUGCGUCGAAAAGGUCAACGCGAGUUGUUGCUUCUACUGCAUGACAGUCAACGGUGAAUGCUCUCUGCACAGACAACUCUUAUGGGCCAAUGUUACAUUCGCUGGAUAAUUUUAGGAUGAGUUAUACCGCUGCCGUAAAUGCUCUCAGCGUGCUGAAUGUCAAGCAAGCGCUCUCUUCACGAAAGGGCGUCUGCUACACAGGAGCAAGGCAGGUGGCGCCACAUUUGAAAUGCGAGGGUGAAGGAGGAGAGUGUCACUAUUUUGCGAGGUUCUGGGGGCUUUAGUUACAGAUGCUAUGUAGGCAGUACUAAAGCUCGCCAUUUUUACUGCACCGUACUCUUAGCACAAGCAACCGGUCAGAUCGAGGCACAUCUUGAUUCUGUUCACGCUCGCAACAACCAUAGUCAAUGUUCAAUUGUGUCAGACUGAAGUUCCUUCAAAGACACAUCUUGCAGAAUUUUGACGGCACCAACGAAGCACGUCGACGCGUUUACCAAGCACACCAAACAUUCCGAAGAGCACUACCUCAACAGUAUGCAGACGCCGACAAGAGAUAUGAUGUCGUUUUUUGCGCUCCCUUGUCGAGGGAGUGAUUGUCGCAAGCUAAGCGCAUCACUGCCAAAAUGCCAUAAACCUCGCCUACCACUACUGUAUACCGUAGUAGUUAGUCGAAGGCAACCUAUAUUUUCAUCUUCUUGCACUGCCAUGACAACUCAACGUCAAUCAUAUGUGAGCGCCAACAUACUUAUCGCAAACGACAGUUUCUAUGGGGAUGCCAAUUACAGGGUACCGAUGUAUACACAGUAAAAAUCCAAGCAUUUUGCUAACUUUACUGCUACCGAGAGGGGUGAUGAGAGAGAAAGACGUACUGGCUUUUUUUUUUUGCACAUGAAAUUGCACAAAGUCUCAUUGAUUCUAAGCAGAAUGAGUUUUGCAUAUAAACAAGCCACUGAGCAUGAUAUUGCAAAACGUGGUAGAGUUGCCAUUGCGCUCCAAACAUUGGGAUAACUCUGCAGACGCAAAUUUCUGUGGUAGCCUUGCUUAGAAGAUGGAACCUCUCUUUGAAUAGUUGCUCAGUGAUUACAGCUGUUUAGAAAGGAGCAGCCAACCCAUAUCAUCUAUCUAUUCGGCUGUACUACAUCCAGGUUUACACCAAAAGUUUAUCGGUUAAGCACGAUACAAGGUAGACCGGGUUCGUCGUGUUGCACAGUAAUUUGUUUGUGGAUGUUUCAGGGCGAAUUUGAGCACGC